This is a messenger RNA of Mobula hypostoma (lesser devil ray), 4077 nucleotides long. RefSeq names its product sushi domain-containing protein 6-like. NCBI's taxonomy places the organism in Eukaryota, Metazoa, Chordata, Chondrichthyes, Myliobatiformes, Myliobatidae. Bases 551 to 1414 code for a protein of 287 amino acids. Gene Ontology annotation, biological process: DNA damage response. The transcript has 6 exons. The record is from RefSeq and is a predicted model, not a curated record.
ACGUUGACUCUGUUUCCCUUUCCAGAGCUUCCUGGUUUUUCUUUCAGACUUCCAGCAUUUACUCUUUCUUGAUUUUUCAGGGUAACCUCACUGCUUGCCAUUCACUCAUUCACAGUAAGCAAGUCUUUAGGUCUGAAGAGCAAGAAUGCCCUCUUAAUAAAUGAAGUGGGGGUUGUCCCUUUAAGUCUGCAAGUCCAAAACAUGACCGAUUUGACCCUGGCUCCUCAUUGGUGGGAGCUGUGACGAACGUAGUUGCUGAGAGAUCCUUGGAGGAGGAAGUGAACAGUGAAGGUGCGAUUGGAUACAUUAGCCAUAGGAAAUACGGCCUCUGCUGAGUUACGCUGGCGCUCGGAUACAUUUUGGAAUCCCGAUACGCGAUCUUUCCCUCGGAUCAUACAUUUUGAAAGCGGAUUUACGGCUCCUUCCCCGGGACGCAGCGAUGCUUGGGAUGGAUACAAUGUGAAUGUCGUCCUAAUCUGCAAUUAAAGUGAUCGCUUUCCUUUGGGGUUUGAAACUUUCACGAACCGGCCUUAGUCUCUUGGCUUGAAACAUGUGCAAUGGGAUGAUUUUGCGGAAGAGCCACGGGCAACACCGAGUAACACUGAUUUUGGUGCUCAUCGUCUGCAUCUCCAAAGGAUUUGCGUCAAAUGACAACUGCCGGCACCCAUUUCAACCGGAAAAUGGGGGUUUUGCUUGCCACCCUUCACCCUGCAACAACUUUGAGGCCAAAACAGUCAUCGAGUACUUCUGCCACGAGGGCUACACUCUGAAGGGAGACUACAAGUACCUGACCUGUGAGGGUGGAGACUGGGAGCCUGCCAUGGAGGUCAGCUGCAGACUAAGUCAAGAUAAAAAGACAGAGCCAAGUAUUGGAGUGCCGACCCUCUCGAUCGUGGCGUCUACUGCUAGUUCUGUUGCCCUGAUCCUCCUCCUGGUCGUUCUAUUUGUUUUGCUGCAACCAAAGCUGAAAUCAUUUCACCACAGCAGACGAGAUCAGGGAGUGACUGGGAACCAGGUGUCCGUUGUGGUGGAUGGAGUCCCCGUCUCGCUGCCCUCCUACGAAGAAGCUGUCUACGGCAGCUCAGGCGCGGCCAUUGCACCUUCUGGCUCCCGCGUCCAGAUUGUCCUGGCGGAGGGCCCAGCGGCAAGUGACCCGGAGCUGGGGGAGGCAGCCUCCCGCACCAACCCGUGUGCGGAGAGCUCCGGGGAGAGCGAAGCCCAGGCUAGCACCAGCCGCUCAGAGACUGUGUUGAUCCACCAUCCCGUCCCCUCCCAUUCUAUCGCACCCCGCAGGUCUCCCCUGAGGCUAUCGCAGUCUUCAGACACUUCAGAAGGCAGCGAUGUUCAGAGUCUUCUGUCUCUCGCCUCACCCACAGGAUCUGCUGAUGAUAUUCCACUGCUCAAGGAUGCUUAACACAAUCCAUGUGAGGUAAAGUGCUCAGCUUCAUCCUCUUCAGUACUUGAUCCUCCACCUCCAAUUGACUCACUGUACUUCAAGACCCCUCGCAGGAGUGUCACUCACCGCCUGCUGAUGUCUUGUAUGAAAAGAAUGUGACAGUGGCAAGUUCUGUGCUAGGCAUAUUCUGCAUUGGAAUUAAUCAGUGUGAAUGUGAGGCUGCCUUCAUUCACACUGGUUAAUUUUGAGAGGAGUGACUGUAUAGCAAAGGACAGAUGGGUCUAAUAUUUGCAAUACAGAGUUUGGAUUUGAGGUUCCAUGGUGGGCAAUUAAUUGAUCUGUGCAUUUUAACUACACUUUCUGGUUUGGUCCUUGGCACCAUGCUUGUGUUCACUUUAUUCGGCUGCAGUCCAGUCCACUUGUGUUAGGCUAGCCAAGCUCCAGCUGCUUCUUGAAUGCUUAAUCAGAAACAGAAGCAGUAUUAGGCCAUUCAGCCCCUCGGAAUACUGUUAUCCAAUGGGAUCAAUGGGUGAUGCUGUAUCCUAUCCACUUUGCUGCACGAUUUCCUCCUUUACCCCGGACUUCCUUAACGUCCAAAAAUUGCGUAUCCUUAGCCCACUGGGCUAGAGAAUUCCAAAGAUUUACAACCCUUGAAGUAAUUUUUUGAUGUCUUGAUCCUGAACCUUUCCUAAGACACCUCUUAGUCUGGGCUCUCCAGCUUGUUUCAAUGCACUCAUUUCUCAUUUAGUAUUCAUCAGUCUCAUAGGACACCACUUCAUCCCAGGAAUUAAUCAACUGUUCUUCUUUGAGUAGGUCUCCAUAACCACAGACAAUACUGGUAAAAGGCCAGCAUACUUGCAUAGGCUUUGCACUCGUACUUUCAUUGCCUUGCAAUAAAGGCAACAUACUAUUAAUUUAACUUUUAACUUUCUCAAUUUUAUGAACCAGAAUCCUCUAUAUGUUUGCUAAUUUCUCACCAUCUAAAAAUGUCUAUUUUGCCUACCAAAGUGAAUAGUUUCCCACUUUACUCCGACUACUGGGCUCUCCCAAUUGAGAACCCCAGUGAAAUGAAUUAAACACACCUCAUUUGUGAGGGUGAACAUGUAGAUGGGAUGAUUAAUGGGAGAUCUCUGGAGAAAGUUAUAGGUUCAGCCUAGAUCUAUGCUCCAAUCUCUAGAGGGACUUGAAUCCACAACUAUUUGACUGAUGUGAAAGGCUGCCCACUGAGCCAUGGCUCAGCACCAGAAGUGCUCAGUGUCUCACUUGCUUUUUCGCUCUACAUAUCUCUCAGCUGAUCCCACAAAACUAGUGAGAAUGUUUUGACUGAGGCAUCAAUAUCUGAAAUCCCUGCCCUCCCCCACUCAAUGCCCGUAAUCCUCUACGGCUGACUUACCAAAUACCCGUGGAUAUUCUUCACCUUUGGUGUAAAUAAAAGGGAAAGUGGGAACCUAUAUAUUUAAUCUCUUUGCCUUGCUGAUUUGAAUGGUGUAUGUGUGUCUGUGUGUUUCACUUGCAUUAGCCUUCACUUUAGGUAAAGGGCUAGGGAAUUUGGGAUUCCAGGUCACGUAGCAACAUUUGAUGCAAGGUGUGAACAUAUGCCUUUAUUUUAAAAUAUUGUCUCAACAAAGCAUCUAUUUGCUCAUUUGGUGAAAUAAUUCUUGGGCACUUCACACAAUAUUUAAAAAACCCUUUGAACACAUGAUAGAGCAUAUUAAAGCAUGAUAGAGAGAGUUGAGGGGAAAUGUCAGAUUAGAUGUGGGAGGUUAAAGAAAUGGUCUAUAUUUAAAUAGGUACUUGGUAUGAAGCUGCCACACCCCUCAAUGACUUUCUGUACAUCUAAGGGCACUGCUUCUGUUCUUUGCUUUAUAGCUGAAUGUGUUGGGAAGAGAAUAACAUUCCAUACAAUGACUUUUCAUGCUAUCAAGUACAAUAACUUCUACCCAAACUCCAGACCAGCUGGAACAAUUGCAGAAAAUCAUUUACUACUACAGGACCAUGUCAAUACUUAUCCUGCACACAAGCUAUUCUGCCUACUGCUAAUAUUCACAUAAUCCCACGAGCAUUUUGUUCAUGUUUAUCACCCUCAUCAACUAUGCCUUAUGGUAAUAAAUAUUACAUUUUCACUAUGCCCUGAAGACAUCUUCAUCCACAUUUAGUGAUAUCAAACCUGCUGUAGAAUUUAUCCAGAAAACUAGUGUUUCCAUGAUCCAGUGCUGAUGUUUGAGAGGAUUUGUUUGCGUGCGUGCCUGUGCCAAGAUUUAGUGUGAACGCGCAUCCAAAUCUUGGAUUAACCAUCUAUUUUGUAACACCCCCUGUACCUUGGGCUUUUGUCUAGAGGAGGGCAUUGAACAGAAUAUACCAGUUCCUUUGUAAAAUGAAAAUCUCUCCCUUUCUCAUGAGAAAGAGGAUGUGUACAGUAGUGGUGAUGCUGAUACAGAGACAAGGGCACUGUUGCUUGUAACUUGCCUGUUAGUGUAAUGGAGCGGUGCUUGGUUGAUGUGUUGGUCACUCAACCUGUCCCUCUUUGGCUUUUGCUUUAAGGUUUCUCUGGAAUCCUGUAUAUUGCAAUGGGUGUCAAGAUAGUAUUUUAAUAUUUGUAUAAAGUUAAUUUAAGUUUAAUUGUACUAUGUAUAUAACUGCAUUUCUAAAUAAAUUUACUCUAAGUGAGGUGAUGAUCAGGA